CUGCUGGGUCACAUUACAUCCAUACAAAACAACAGGGCAAUGUGGUGGUGGGGUGAGCCGCUGCACUUCUUAUAGGGUCUGAAUCCGGACCUCAUCCUAUCUCCUCAUCCGAUCUCCAGACCUAUUCACUUGUGUUUUUUUGUUUGUUUUUUUAAAACGUACUCCUAAUCCUAUUUUAACCUAUUUGAUGAGUUCUGAAACUGCACGGUGUCCGUUACUGUGAGGAAUUAACCACACAAAAAGGAUUUUUCAAAGGUAUGUCGAUUGGAGGCGCAGGUCCCAUUCUUACUUUGUCACAGUUGCCUGCUCGAGUCCAGGGAUCUCUAGCUCUCCAGUGCUUGUGUUUAUCAUCAAAGAAAUAUUGCUGAAGACAAAAUGCAACAGCCGACAGCUCCAAGCACCGUUGAUGCAUUAGAUGCAGCAGAACAGUUUGCAAAAAGAAGGAGGACAGCGCUUUGGUUCACAAUCGCUCUUCUAGUGCUAUCUCUUAUCAUUCUGGUGUUGGGCCUAGCAGCAGGCACGCGCACAGGCAACGUGGAUGUGGCUGGUUAUUACCCAGGGAUCAUUCUCAGCUUUGGGUCUUUUCUGGCCCUCGUUGGGAUCAAUCUGGUGGAGAACAGAAGACCAAUGCUGGUGGCCUCGAUAAUUUUCAUCAGCAUAGGAGUGAUCGCCGCGUUCUUCUGUGCUAUUGUGGACGGGGUCAUUGCGGCAGAAUUUAUUGAUAGAAGACCUCUGUCUGAAGGCAGAUGCCAGUUUUAUUCCAGUGGUUCAGGUUAUGCCUAUGACAACUAUCACACAGAGGUUUUAUGUUACACCUUCAGCAGUAAGUGCAAGCUGAGGGUUAAGAGUAACACUUGUUACUGCUGUGACUUGUACAACUGUGAAAGCCCUGAGCGCUACUCAAAGUACUAUGAAUACACGGGAGUGAGCAGCUGCAUGGAUGCCAGUCACCUCUAUUGCCUCCUGUGGGCCUCCGUCGUGCUCAAUGUGCUGGGGCUGUUCCUUGGAAUUGUCACGGCCGCGAUACUCGGAGCGUUCAAAGACAUUAAGCCAGUGACCCAGAUCAACUGCAGCUCUGCUCCUCCUCCUCACAUUCUCUACAACCCUGCUCAACAAGUCUUGACCUACGCUGGUUUCUGCCCCUCUAACCAAGCUCUUCCAGCCUACCCCAAUUACCCACUGCCAGUCCAGCAUCACAGCAGUUUCCAAGUACCGUCUUCAGCUGACACCCCUCUUCCUGAUGACAGUCAGGCCUCCUCCCAGGCCUCCUCCAGCUAUGUGCUUUCUCCCAACGCUCCGUCUCUGUACACGCCCCCCUAUAACCCUGGGGAUAAACCACCGCCGUAUGCUUCCUGAGUACAUGCUUCAGUGUCUCCAGUAGAAGAUCACGUGCUACUAAGAACACACAGCGACUGCGUGUGCAGUGAUCAUUACACUUCUCAUGCACUGUGAGCAGACAAGACCAUUGCAGCCUUCUGUUUUUAAUGUGGAUUUUAAGGCAAACACGUUUCUUUACUUUAAAUUACUGUGAAGUCUGCAUGCCACCAAUCAUGUGUUCAUUUUAAUCCCUCGUUUUUAAACAUGUAGGGGGUUUUCUCAAGAGAUCUGAUAACAGCCACUGUUUAGAUUACGGAAUCCGGCCCUUUUUAAAUAUAUUUUCUCAGUGACUGUUUGUAUUGAAUGCUUUCUUUUUUUUUGUUUUAAAUGACAGAGGUCCAGAUUAUUAACAGUGGUGGCAUUUGGGUACACCACUGUUUAUUUCAGUUGAAUAGACCUCACAGUAUCAAAAUGUAUUGUCCUCAACAAGCAAACAAAAUACACAAUGAGGAACUAUUAAUAUAUUCAUUUAUGUUGUUUGUUUAUUUAUAUCUAUACCAUAUCUAACAUGCAUACAAUUUAUUUGUAUACAACAUGGACAUAUCUCAUUGUCACAUCUGUUUUAAAGUUAGUUUUGUGAAAACUGUUGUAAUAAUAAUAA
Acipenser ruthenus (sterlet) is the source of this 1978-nucleotide messenger RNA. RefSeq names its product transmembrane protein 255B-like. The record is from RefSeq and is a predicted model, not a curated record. NCBI's taxonomy places the organism in Eukaryota, Metazoa, Chordata, Actinopteri, Acipenseriformes, Acipenseridae. The transcript is spliced from 9 exons. The coding region runs from base 376 to 1356 and encodes 326 amino acids.